UUAGGUGUAUCUAUAUUCGCAGUAUAUAUUUAAAUAAAUUAUCAAUAGUACUGGAUAAAUAUGAGUAAAGCAACUCCAAACAAAACCUCCAUAUUAGCAGAUGUAACGCCUUUUCUUAAAAGCACUUUCACGUUGACAUUUGCUGUAGAAAUACUUGGGGUAGAUGUUUGGCGAGACUCCGUCGAGGGACGACUUGAACUUGAACCUUAUCAACAGGCAAUGAGGAUAUUGUAUCAACUAUAUCCUGGACAAUCUUUUGAGUUGGAUAUUCUUAUAUGGCCCCAAGUAGCUAAGAUUUGGUGCGGAAAUCAGUACGCUUAUGUAAGGACAUGGCAAUUUUUAGAAGAACGUUGGCUUACCUUUUCUAUUCGGCACGCUUUUCCUGUUAGAGUACAUGAUAUGCUUAAGCAAGUUGCUACAGUCACAUGUUCUAUGGGAUCUAGUAGUCUUGGUACUAAUGCAAAAAACGACAAAAAUUUUGAAGCAUUCAUGCCACGCUUAAAAUUUGGAGAGCGUAGAUAUUUUGCACCUGUUUUAAAAACAGAGGAAACCACCGAACAAUUUAUGCAGGAGCUCGUAUGGAAAAGUGUCGAAGAAUUUAUCCCUGCUUCUUAUUUAGAUGGAGUUUUUGACACACCUUAUAGUCCAACUGAUAUAAGACACCAAGAUAGAAUAUUAUCCGAAGUACAGGAAAGUAUAUUAAAUAAAACUCAAUCAGUAGAGGAAGAAGAUUUUCCGGUUGAAUCUGAAGAAUUAUUAAUAAGGCCAAGAGAGAAGCGAGAUACAAAAGUUUUUAAAGACAAUAAAAACAAAGAAAAAAAGAAAAUAGUUGACAUACAAAAAGAAAAAUUGACUAUUUCCUUGCCUGGAGAUUCUAUUUUAGCCGGAUCGGGAAGAAUUAUUGCUUUUGAAACUACCGGAGAACGUCCUCCAGAACAGAGUUCAAUAAUAGUGUUGAUUUCUAGCAAUAAUUUACCAGCAGAAGACGACUAUCCUAUUAUAUUUAUCAACGUAGAAACUUUAAACGACAUCCCUAUCCAAGAAUUUAAAAAUCUAAGAAUUACACAAGUUUUCACCAGAUGGAAAAUUGGAGAAGAGGAACAUGACUCUUCGAAACAACAUAUUAAAUUAAUAAAAACUGUCAAACUUAAUGAUCAUCACACCGUACCUCUACAGUUUUCUAAAGCAUCUGAAAUCACUGCAUCUUUUCUAGAUGGUCCAUUUGAAAUACAGCUUCGAGGUGUGCGUCAAUCGAAAUUAACAGACCAUAAACCAAUUCUAUUCGGAGAUGAUAAAAACGAUCGCAACUUUGGAUUCACCUCACCUCCUAAAACUAAAGCCAUACGUCUUGAAGAAGAAGUGUCCAUUGCUGUAACAAAAAUUGAUGCGAGUUCGUUAGCCAAAGAAACUAACGGAAUCAUUAGAGGGGAGUUUUGCCUAUUUCCUCUCAAAGUAUCUCUAACAGAAAGAGGUCGUGAAGAUAACUGUACAAAUGACAUAAACGGGAUAAAACAAUCUAGCUCGCCUGAUAUUCUUAUAAAACCAUCAGUAAUAUUAGAAGCACAGAUGACUCUAGAGGUAUCAAUAGGUGUAGUUGGAUGCCGGCCACGUAGCUUGACAGAAAGCUUUCUCAGACUGUAUUGCUGUUCGAGCGAUUCAUAUGCUACAAAUGCUUUGUUACAAAAAAUCAUAAAAAUCAAUGAAAAUCUUAUCGAGACAAAGGAUAUCAAUGACUUGUUGACAGGAUUUGCUUUGGACACAAUUGAUACGGUUAUAUUUUACGUUGAAGGUAGAAAAGAUGGACCAAUUUUAACAGUUUGGGAAUUUACAGCAGAUUUCUAUCCCAAAAUGAAGCCAUUAUUCUCUUGCUCAGAUCAUCAUCUCGAUAGAAUUUAUUCAGAAAUGCUAACCUCCACCACGCCAUUUUACGUAUUAAAGAUGUUAGUCCCUAUUAAUACUCUCUUAGCGUGUCCACAAGUGUAUGUGAAGCCUUCAUUGCCUUUACCAACUAGAUCUGCCUUAUUGAAAAUUGGGCGUUUGAUUGCAAGCAAAUUCAAGUUAGCUCCUUGCAAAAGUGAGAUGCCGACUAAUGAAGAACUACGCAGUUUUAGACUUGAGUUGUGCAUCCCACCUAGACCACCUCGGGUAGCCGCAAUGCAAUAAAUAAUUAUAAAAUUAAUUUAUAGUAAUUAAUUAUCAUUACAUAUUUUUUGCUACUUGGAUGCUACAUGGAUACAUCGCUACCUACUACAGCUUAUUAUACUAACGUAGCAUACGUGCUACACGACAACGUAGCG
Molecule: messenger RNA, 2297 nt
Organism: Maniola jurtina (meadow brown)
Lineage: Eukaryota; Metazoa; Arthropoda; Insecta; Lepidoptera; Nymphalidae
Exons: 9
Coding region: 61-2163 (700 amino acids)
Source: RefSeq, a predicted model, not a curated record